UUUUACAUUUUUUUCUUCAGUUCUUGUCUAAAAGUAAUGUCGCGACCACGUCAUGCAGACGAUAUUCUCAAUAUCAAUGUUGGCGGAAAAAAGUAUACAGUUCGACGAACUGAUAUGCUGGCUGAUCCAAGAUCUAAAUUAGCCGAAUGGUUUAAACCUGGAACAUUGAAGCCAAUCGCAACAGACAAGGGAGGUAACUACUACCUUGAUCGUGACGCUAAAUGUUUCCGACACAUCCUUGCUUAUCUUCGAUUGAAAAAAGAAAAGUUUGUCCCAUCACUUGCUCUCCCCAGUAAACCGGAUGAUCUUGCAAAGUUGGUCGGUGAAUGCGAAGCUUUGAAUUUGGCAGAGCUCAAAGAGCUGGCUCUUGACUUGCUUCAAAAGUAUCAAAGAACAGAGGAGCAACACUAUGUCACUUCGUACGUCCAAGUUACCCUACGCGAUUUUGAAAGUUGGCAAUUUGAACGAGAGCAGAAUCAAAUUGCAUUGAAAAAAAAGCCAACAAAUGAAGAAGAAUAUCAGCCAAACUCUGCAUACGACGAAUGGGAUAAUCUGUGAAAUUGGCCUAAUCUUUUUAGAAAUUUCAUUUCAACGCUUUUCAUUUUAUUUUUGCGAUAUUAAUUUUCAGAUUAUCAAAUAAAUAUUACCUACUGUUGAA
Messenger RNA from Caenorhabditis elegans, 658 nucleotides. RefSeq names its product Potassium channel tetramerization-type BTB domain-containing protein (gene F59F3.6). The coding region runs from base 37 to 558 and encodes 173 amino acids. Gene Ontology annotation, biological process: protein homooligomerization. NCBI's taxonomy places the organism in Eukaryota, Metazoa, Nematoda, Chromadorea, Rhabditida, Rhabditidae. The transcript has 5 exons. The record is from RefSeq and is marked reviewed.